AUGUGUGCUCGUCGUUCUCAAUGUGAACUUGAAAAACUUUCUACGUCAAAGUUUUACUUAGCAUUUGAAUCGACUACAUUGAGACGCGAUUAUAUUACUGAGAAGUUUUGGCGAUCAUUAUCUCAUGGCACAAUACCUAUUGUUUUUGGUCCAAAACGUCGAAGUUAUGAACGAAUUGCGCCUCCUAAUUCAUUUAUUUAUGCAAAAGAUUAUAGUGAUCCUCAAACGCUUGCUAAGCAUUUGAAGGACGUGGGAGCAAAUCAGAAUGAGUAUGAAAAGUAUCAUAAAUGGAGAAUGAAGUAUGAAACACGAUAUUUAGGUCGCGAUUUGGAACCAGUUCGUUUUUGUGAAUUAUGUUAUAAACUGAACACGUAUAGAGAUCGUAUUUGGUAUACUGACGUACAUAAAUACUUUUUAGAAACAGAUUAA
This is a messenger RNA of Rotaria sp. Silwood1, 429 nucleotides long. The record is from the annotation of a GenBank genome assembly. Lineage: Eukaryota; Metazoa; Rotifera; Eurotatoria; Philodinida; Philodinidae.